GCGCAUGAGUCAGUGGGCGCCACCUUACGGCGAGCGACGGUAGUAGGGGAAGAUGGCGUAUAUCAACAUUGCAGAAUGGACACCGGAGCACGUCGCGGACUGGUUAAGAGGCCUGGACGACAUUAUUAUUCCAUAUGUGCACUUCUUCCUCAACAACAACAUCGAUGGCCACCACCUGCUCACCCUCGGUCCAGAUGAUCUCACUAGCCUCAACAUUUCCAAGGUCGGCCACCAAGAACUUAUCCUCGAGGCAGUGGACCAGCUACGUCAGCUGCACUACAAGCUGAUCACAGAAAACCUGCAGUCACUGGCGCUGAAGCUUGGCUGCAGAGCACGCAGUGUCUACAAUGACAUCAAGCGCAUGACAACCACAGACCAGGAUAACUUCAUAAAUAUUGCCACCAGCGUCCUGGCUGAUGUCUCAGAGGUGCUGCUUGCUGUCAAGUCAUUCGUCUCAUGGCUGGAUAGCCUCUGGCUUCUGGCUGCUUGCAGGGCGCCCUUCGAAGGUCAAGAGCGUUACACCAACAUCCGGCAGACGGUGCUCAAACUGGGCAUUGAGCUCGCAUCCACAGCGCAGAGAGACCACUUUGCAGCCAAGCCCUAUGCUGUCAUACAGAGCAGUUGCUACAACCUGGCUGACAUUUGUGAUAUCAUCAUUCAAGAGUGCCAUGAUUCCCUCAUCAUCCAGCCUGCUUCCCUUGACGUAGCCACUGUUAAGAAGAAGACAGAUGAAGAAUGGGGCAUGCAGAUCAAUUCAUCCUACUCGGGCAUCCACGUGGUUGGUGGAGUCAAGUUUCAAAGCCCUAGCCAUCGAUGUGGCAAAGUGGACGUCGGCGACGAGAUUGUUCAGAUCAACUACCAGACGGUGGUGGGAUGGCAGCUGAAGCAUCUGGUCUACAUGCUUCAGGAGCACCCCACUGAAGUCUUGCUUACCCUGAAGAAAAGGCCACGACACACAAAUAUCUUGGGGCAGGUAAUAGUGUUGAGGCCAUACAGGAUACCAUUAAAGAAGGUUACCUAUGGAAAGGUGAUGUGGCCAGAGAAUGGUGUCCAGCCAGUAAACAUUGAAGAAGUCUUUCCUGUCAAGACACAGCAAGAGCCUGCAAGCCCAAGGGCGGUGCUGCGGGAGGUGGAGGACGACGACUCUGCUUUUCUGCCGGAUGCAGCUGUGCAGAGUGCCACAUCGACAACAACUGCCUCAGUUGCAGCACCGUCAUCCAUCCGAGCUCAAGUAUUCCCUCCACGAUCACGGGCGGCCAUUCAUCGGCGAGCCACAGUCAGUGGUGCAUCCCCUACAGUCACGAAGGCACCUGUCAGUCUGCAGGAUUUAGUUGCUGGUGGAAUCCCUGGUCUCUUCGGUGGUAGUUCGAAGAAGAAAGAUGCAGUGUUUCGUUCAGUUUCUCACGAUCCUGGCUGUCAUGGUGCUGGCGGGAAGUUGACGGUGGCAGACGGAUCUUGUGUGGAAGAAGGGAAGGAGCCUGAAACAAAGGGAGCUGAGCAUCAGCCAGAGAAAAAGCAGGAGUCAGUGACAAACGCGGCCAAAGAUGCACCCAUGAUGUCCAAGGGCAGGACAGCAUCGGACUCGGCGGUUGUUCCUCUCGUAGGGAGGUCCUUCGGAAUGGCGGGAACACUUUCUUCACGCCUCAGAGAAGCCCGAGGCCUGACCACUGGGGAGUCGGCAAAGCAUUCCAGUGGACCUCCUGCUCCAGCUAGUGGAAGUCGUGGUGUGGCUGAUGUACGUUCAGAAGUUGGGAGCCAGUCGCCACGGGAGAGGAGGCUGUUCGGACCUGGCACGGGCAAACGAUCACCCAUGGUCACACUCAAGGUUCCCAAGAUAGAGGACCUGAAGCACAAUCACAUGCACAGUAGGUCCAGCAAGGCCAAGGCUCAUGAGGCACCUUCAAAUGCCCAGGCAAACUCUAGUAGCAGCGAUGCACACGGUGCAAAGGUUGGUUUCGGUGCCAAGGAAUCUCCCAAGAAGCCUCUUGCCCAACCUCCAGCCAUGAACACAAAGACACAAUGUUCAGAGAGCACACUAGGGAAUCGCGGGGUGCCGUGCCCGGAGCUGGGGGUGGCCGAGUGCGAAGGGUGGCUCCUUCGGCGCUGGUGGGGGGGGCAGCAGCAGCAAGCAGCGCCCCUCCUAGCAGGGGGGAGGACGGCAGCGCCAGCGAUGGCAGCCCUUCCUCCCUGGCGCCGCCGCUGGGUCCUCCUCCGGGGUCCCCAGCUUUUCCUCUACGCCACUCCCCAGGACCAGAAAGCAGAAUGCCUGCUGUAUGUGCCUGGUUUUGUGGUGUCCCUUGCGCCCGACUGUAAAUCCAAAAACGGUGCCUUCAAGCUCUCCAACUCCGAAAACACUUUUUAUUUCGCUACAGAGUCCCAAGCAGACACUUCAAGAUGGUUAACCAAGCUUCAGCAGGCGGCCAAACAUUAUCCGAGCUACUCAGGUUCAUGCCUCUGGGCAAGUGAUAGUGAUGAAGACGCGGUGCUGGACAGCAAGAUGUUCAAGCCAGCAUCGUCAUCCUCAUCGUUUUCCAGCCACAAAAUUAGCCUAGGGCCGGCACCUUUGGACAGGCCGAGACAGCCGUCUCCAAAGCCCAUGCCCAGAACUAUAUUUCUGCGCUCAGCCAUAGUGCCCCCGCAGUUGACAGACAGGUCAGCCACUCUUUCCCCACGGCGCACCACCGGCGAGCCACCGACGACGAGUGCUUCAAAUUCCUCACUGCCCAGAAAUCGCGAGUCGUCCAAGUCCCCACCAUCGGUGCUGUGCCCUUCUUCACUGGAGUUGUCUUCAGAGUGCAGUGAUGGCUCGACAUGCAGCCUAACUGCAAAGCAGAGGUUGUCAGGUGCCUGGGAUAGAUACAGUGAUGCUUUAGGUGUUGUGCAGCCAGCAAAAAGAGAUUUCAGUACUGCUAAGUCAAAGCCUCCGUCAGGCCUUUAUGUGAAUGUUUCCUUCAAGCACAGCAGCAGCACCAAGGAACCGUCCACGCCGACCUGCACAGGCUUGCCCCCACCGAGUGAACAAAUUCUCGGAGCCAACCCUGGCAAUCCAGCCAGAGUGCCGACCUUGGCGCCUUCGUCCCCGGCGCUGUCGCGUGCUGUGCAGCGCCGCCCAUCAGACUCCUCCAAGUUGUCGCGAAGCAAGACUGCGGACAGCUUUCCACAGAUGCAGACGCCAAAGGGUGAGACGCUGCUUGACCGAGAGUACAACAGGGUGUUUAAGAAAUCGCCAUCGGCGUCGUCCUCUCCAGAUCCUGCUGCUCUCUCGGAUAGUCCAGCCACCUCCCCGGUGCCACUGCCAGUGCUGACUAAUUCUCUUCUGCCACGCUGUGCCACAAGCCAGGAGAUUAAAGACCUCUACACGAAUCGCCGAAACUCGUGGAGGGGCUCCCAGCAGGAGUUGAUGAUUCCGCUUUCAUCGGUAGGCAGUAGUGACCUCGGUUCUCCUCUAGAGGGGUGUGUGCAGUCACCGGACUACAGUUAUCGGGACUAUGCAUCACCCGAUUACGCAUCACAGAGGCCAGACGUCAUUCCUUCCCAGUACCACCAGGGUCGGUCCAGACCACCCCAACCCGAGGAGGCAGGCACUGACCCCUGGGUCCCCCGUAGUGCCCCAAGUCCAUCGCAAGGUGUUGAACGAACACCGAGAGGUAGAGGUGAGAAGCUGCCAUCGUCCUCUUUCCUAAGAGCCGGUUCGGCACCUGCGUCAUCUUGUUGUCAGGCAGCGCCAUCCCCCACUCCAACCAAGACAUCGAGUCGUUUCUUUCACUCGCCGAAGUUCCUCAAGAAGUUUGCCUCCUCGACACGUGAGGGCCUGUCCAACAUCUUACGUUCGCCACGGCUUGAGCGAAAGAAACUGACUACAGAACGAGAUAUGUAUGGGUCUCCCAAGCUUAGUCGCUCUGCUGGUGUCCGGCUACUGAAGUCGUCAGCAUCUGCAUCUGCAGUGUCAUCUUCACCUGCAGAGGUCCCUGAAGAGUCAUCGCCAUCGCCGUUGACACACAAAAGUGGCAGCAGCAGCAGCCUCAACAGCAGCACUUCGGCGGGCAGCUUUGUCACAUCAUCGUCGUCGUCGCACUGCUACGCAGAAGUGUUUGCACCACCUGGGUCAGCGCCUCUAGCAAGGCCAGAGACUCCGGAGACGCCGCGUGCACGCCCAACCAUGGGAGUGUCUAUGCUUCGGGGCAAGCGGCGCACUUCAUCAAGUGCGGCGGGAUCUGAGGAGCGCUCUUUUUCACCCUGCUCGUUUGCGUCGUCUGCCGGAGGGAGUGGCAGUGGCGCGCCGUGGGCGCGGGAUGAUGGCAGUGUCUUUGGCGAGGAGACAUCACCUGGUGGUGGCGAUGCUUUCCAGUUUGGGCAUGGGACAGAUGGGAGCCCUGAAAGUGUUUUAGGGAGUGGAUCUGAAAGGGAGUGACAAGUCCGUUGGAUCAUAGUGGCAUUUUAGGACGGAAGGAGACUUGCACUGAGCCAAGGCUCUCUCGCCAGUAUUCUGUGUGUUUAGGCAUUAUCACAUUUAAAAUGCGCCACACUUAUACAGGAUAUUGCAAGACGAAACCUUCUUCCCAUUACAUUUUUUUUUUCACCCGUUGUAAUUCUCCACUCUUCUAUAAGUAAUAUGUACUGCUGCAGAGUUUCUCUCAUGUUUGCCUGUUAGUGAGAUUAGCUGUCUUCCUGCCGUCAGUUCCUGUGUCGUCUGUCAGUGAUAAAGUUGUUCGAUCUUGCAGGGCCAAUGGACGGCUAGUGUCUGAUGAGGUACAGUGCAGUACAUUUAUAGCAGUGCCUCGUACAAUAAUUACUACUUUUGAUGAUGGUGUGCAAAACCAGUUUAGAUGCCAUGUUGUGAUGUUGAAAUAAUUGACUUUUCUAACCUACUCAGUGUGAUGGUGGCAUUGGAGGAACUAAUAAAUCAUCGCUGGCACUAAUGAUAUUUUACUCACCAGUAGCAGCCUCUGAAUCAAGUUUCACGCCCAAAAUAACUGACGAAGAAAAUUUCUGGUGAUCAUCGUUUCUUAAAUAACAAGACAUCAUCAUGUAAUAACAAACCGUCGACUGAAAUCACCAGUGCCUGUAUGUUCCUGCCGGUCGCUUAGCUAUGUCAAGAGAAUGAAUGGUCAAGCACUACAUACUGUUGUUUGUUGGAAGUAGCUGCUGCUUCCAAAUCAGUUGCAGUUAUUACACCACAAUUUCCUGCAAGUCAUUCACAAGAUCCUGCAAGUCCUAAGCAUUCCCAGCAAAUUAUGUUGCCCCAUUUUUUUUUUGCACUGGUUAAUGCGCAUACUCUUGUAGCAGGUGCUGACAGACUUUGAUGAGAGCUUUCCGUUUCUUGUACCAAACUGGGUACCACAAGGUACACAUACAAUGCUCAUUCAGAGGUGCUGACUAAUGCAAGGUUGUGGUGUUUGGGCAUGAUGUAGUCUUGUGUACCAUGCAAUAUUUAGGCCAGUGUGACGAGAAAGCGCCACACUUGUAUACAGUGCCAUUCUUUCUUUUGGUUCCUCACUGUCCUUGAGGCAUUUUAAACAAGGUUGUGCGGAGCUUUUGUGAUUGUUUAAAGUGUCUUUGACGCACCUUGUCAUGGGUGGAGUGAGGAAUGUUUUGCGCCCCAGCGUGCUGCAGAGCCUAGAACUGUUGCGCAGUGAGCGCUGUUUUUAGUUGUUUUUAAGUGAGUUGCCAUGUCUUAUGUACUAUAGCAUGUUUCCUGUCUUGUAAUGUAUUUGUGAGUGACAGACCUGCUUUGAGGCUAUGUUUUUAGAUUAGUGUAGCCUGUUUCCCAUGCGACACUUCCAUAGCGUAUAUUAGUAUAUUACACAAACUGUGUUGUUCACUAACUCUUCCUGGGCUUUAGCCACUCAUUCUUUAAAUCUGCUGUUGUAAUUGCAUGUGAGUGUGAGACUCUAUAUAUGUUUUGCUGUCUUGCAAUAGUUUACUCUGUGACUUCACACCUUUCUGAGAGUGCUUGUGUUUGAGCCAAGCUAUCUUAAAAGCUGUCAGUAUUUUCUGUGCUCUCUCAUGCCCCAACGCUGAUCUGUAUUUCUUAUUGUGCUUUCUCGCAGUAGUAGGGUUUAGUGUAAUGGAGAGCCAGUUGACGUAACUUUGACGAGACUGGACCUUUGGAAGUGUUCAUGAACAAACUUUUUGACUCUUGCUAUUCUUUGUAAAAUGUUCCUGUUUUUUACACACAGCUUGCCAUCUGAUGGUGUUCCUUACUGCAAAUCAUCUACAUGAGAAAAAAUACCAGGGUUGUGCUCUAGCUGCACCGGCUAUGUUUGCUGUCAGUUGUGUGUUAGUUAAGGCAUCUCAGAUGAGCUUUGCGACUGCAGCCAGGUGAUUGUGAUGGAAACAUGCCAUGAGCCCUGAGACAUGCCAUGGGCCAGUGGGCGUUGUGUCUGUUGAAGAUGUGUGCAGAAGAUAUGCAGGAUGGUGUAAGAGAGACUAGUGCAGCGUAUAGUGACUUCUGUAGAUCCUUGUUGAUGCAUUUAAAUGAAGAGGGAUGACAAAGAAGAGAUAUACGGGAGCACUUAGGAUUUAACGUGUAUGAUAUGAAAUAGGGUUUAGAGCUUCCUGUUGAGAAUGUACAAAUCGUGAAGCCAUAUUUACUGAGGGUGCAUCAGCAAGGUUCUGCAGUGUUUAGCACUAACCUUAUCUGGUCUUUCUCUCUCCAUGCUCUCUGUGUGUUUGGAGUUGCUCUACUAUUGUAGUGAAGAUGGUUUAAUGUCAGGCUUAACGAUGUCUACGACUGUUAGCCUAGUGUAGACAGCAUGACUUUUUAAGCGGUGACUUGUAUGUUUCAUGUGCUUUUAGUCUACUUUUCUUUUAAAUGAAUAUUUGAUUUCUUGAUUUGUAUAGAAGAGUUGUUCUUUGCGGUAGAGCUGGGAGAGGGUGUUGCCGUCAUUUUGACUCAGGGGCCAACUUAAACAUCUAAUCAAACUUGACAAUAUCUUGCUUUGACUUCUAUUGAACUUGCCCCGACUCACCAUGUGGGCUGCCUUUUUUGGUGCCAGCUAGGAGUGAAUGCAUCUUGUUUGAUGCAUGCAAGUUGUUGUGAACAGGUGUUUGUUAUGGGCAUUGCUUGCAAGAGAAACUUGUCAGCGAAAGGGUGUGCCUUUGUAUGACAGGCAUCACUUAAAUCUUGAUGCACAUUUUCGGAUGUCUGCAAGUUGCCUGCAGUCAUUGUAGUAGUAGUGCUAUGGAAUGAAAUGCUGAAAAGGCUUUUCAAAAAAGCAUUGACAUUUUUGCACUGUUCAUUUAGGCUCAGGUCUAUAGUGAGGGUCCUCCUGUUCUAGCACGUCCUUGAGCAAGUCAAAGCUAUUCUUUGCCAGCUUCUGUCUUAGACUACUUUGCCAGUCUUCUUUGGUUUAUUGUUUUGUAAGAAUAUUGAUUCUGUGGUUCUUGUGGCUUUCUUUAUACUAUGCAAUUUAGGUCACAUGUGAAACUUAUGGUACAGUUGAUUGGUUCCUACCGGGCUCUAAGUCUAUUUGCAGCGAUGCAGAGGCCCUCUGUCAUUCUGUCAUUGGAGCAGGGGGAAGCCUGCCCGAACUGAUAUUCAGCUGCUCCUAGAGCAGGGAAAGGAGCCACAUGACUGGAAUUCUGUCAGAUCUCGGUUGCACUCCCAGCUCUAAAGUGAGCGCAUUUUCGAGCGCUCUGACUAAGAGCUAAGUCACACACAAGCAUUUGUGGUCACUUAUUGGAUGCUGCAUAAAUUCAAGCAGACAUUCUGUAUGUUGUGUGUGUAUAUAUAUAUAUAUAUAUAUAUAAUAUUGCUCUGAGCUCAGUGCUGUAUGCUCCUUUGUUUAUGAUAUUUUCACUCAUAGGUCGUAGAUGUAUGUCGUUGAAAUGCAUCUUGUUGAUAAUGCUGCCACAAAAAUGCUGGAAGCUAGGCCCGUCUUGUUUAAAAAACUGCGAGUUCUCAGUUUAGAACACUACCAGCAGUGAUCCUCUGAUGUUGGUACCAUUGUCAUAUUUAAAGAUUUUAUUAACAACACCAAAACCCACCAUUACAGCUCUUCUGCAGGCUGAUGAAGGAGAGGGGUAAAAUUAUGCUUUGCUAAAAAAAGCCCCCAGUCCAGUGCUUAGACUAUGACAAACACAUACUAGUUAAGAGAAAGAGUCAGUAUCAGACUCAAUGUUUUUGUAUUCAGAUGUCUUUGUGAAACGUGCCCAAAACCUUUAUCUUAUGUGUGACUUGUGCUGUGUUGACAGCACCAGUUUUUCUUAAGGAUUUGCUCAAGGACGUUCUAAACCGUUAGACCUUUAUUAGCUUUUUUUUGUCCAGAUUGUCUGAGCUAUAUAUGCCUUUCUGUACAAUAGUGUUAGUGCACACAAUCAACUUUGUUUGGUGUGCCAUUGUUGGUAACCUGUUGAUAACAACAGGUGAUUUUGGGGUAGCAUAAACUUGGGACAGUCAUUACAUUUAGAAAAUGAAGUUCUGGGGGAAAGAGUAGUAUAGGUUUCGAAAGAAUUGCUUCUUGUAAAGAAGUUGUGGUAUAGUUUGUGUUUAUCUUUUUCGAUGCAACAGUCUUGUACAAAUGUAUAUUUUUGUCCCCAUAUUGUACAUAGGAUUGUAUACACAAGGUGCAUAUAUUAAAUAUUUUAUUCAGUGUUAUGCUUCAUAACAA
Molecule: messenger RNA, 8612 nt
Organism: Dermacentor silvarum
Lineage: Eukaryota; Metazoa; Arthropoda; Arachnida; Ixodida; Ixodidae
Exons: 20
Coding region: 53-4411 (1452 amino acids)
Molecular function (GO): protein binding
Source: RefSeq, a predicted model, not a curated record